AUGAGGAGAUUUAUAUUACAGAAAGCGCCAGUAUUAUGUUGGAGAUUAUUUCAGCUGUUAUUGGUGACGGUUAUUUUUGGUUUAGAAUUUACACAAGUAAAAGUAUACAAAUUAUGGUAUUAUGAGGAACCGUCGCAUGGGAGCGCAUCUUAUUAUUGGCUAGUCAUCUUCAUGACUUAUGCAACGCUAUUAUAUUUCAUGUCAAGUUUUUCAUAUCGAUGGAUAACUGGACCAUACAAGACAUUAAUGAAUAUGAUAUCAGCGUUUAAUGGAGAGAAAUUAGCAUGCGACUACCCAGAAGAUAUGAAUCAACGCGUUCGCACAACUCGUUGUCGUCUAUUUCUUUCAAGCAUGUCAUUAGGUUGGAUAGUUGCGGCCUCUUUCAUGUGUUCUUCAUACAUAUCAAUAAUGAGAUGGCGUAAACGUCCGAUUGAAGCCAUGACAACUAAAUUCAUUGAACCUCCUACGGUACCGAAUAAACCUGAUACUUAUCUUGUACAAAAGGGAGUUUUGGCAGACGGACAGCCUGUAUUAUUUUUCCAUAUGGCUCAAAAAAAUUCUAAUUCAAAUUUAACGUCGGCAAAAGGUGGUGCAAAUGGAAAUGCUACACCUUCUACUACUAGCUCUAAUAAUGCUUCAAAUAGUAAUCUAAAUAAUUCUACAGCACAUCAAAACACUUCUACAUCAUCUAGAGCUAGUAUUUAUCUACGUGGUAAAGAUACCACUGAAGUUUAA
This is a messenger RNA of Funneliformis mosseae, 735 nucleotides long. The record is from the annotation of a GenBank genome assembly. NCBI's taxonomy places the organism in Eukaryota, Fungi, Glomeromycota, Glomeromycetes, Glomerales, Glomeraceae.